Molecule: messenger RNA, 1962 nt
Organism: Oryctolagus cuniculus (rabbit)
Lineage: Eukaryota; Metazoa; Chordata; Mammalia; Lagomorpha; Leporidae
Source: RefSeq, a predicted model, not a curated record
GGUCAGGCGGCUCAGCGUUCGCGUGCGCCAUGGUGCAGCUCCGGCCUCGUCCGUCCCGCACGCCGGCGUCGGCCGAGGCCAUGGUGGACGAGGGCCAGCCGGCCUCGGAGGAGGAGGAGGCGGAGCACGGCCUGCUGCUCGGGCAGCCCAGCAGCGGCGCGGCCGCCGAGCCGCUGGAGGACGAGGAAGCCGACGAGGAGUCGGACGACGAGGCCCCGGAGGAGCUGACGUUCGCCAGCGCCCAGGCGGAGGCGAGAGAGGAGGAGCGGCGGGUGCGGGAGAGCGCGCGCAGGGACAAGGUGCUGCUGAAGGAGAAGAGGCGGCGGCGCGAGGAGCUCUUCGUCGAGCAGAAGAAGAGAAAGCUCCUUCCGGAUGCCGUCCUCCAACAGCUGGCCGCCGCUCCGCAGACCAGCAUAAAGAAAUCGCCAGGAAAGCUGAAAGAAGUUAAUUUGCAAAAGAAAAAAGAAGAAUGCGAAAAAGGAAGCGACUCCAAGAAAGUCAAAGUGCAGAAAGUGCAGUCUGUCGGGCACCAGAAUAAAAGCUACGUGGCCCUGAGGCUCAAAGACCAAGAACUGAGAGAUUCGAGGCAGCAAGCGGCCAGGGCCUUCAUACACGAAUCUUUAUAUGGCCCAGGAACCAACAGAACUAGUGUAAACAAGUUCCUGUCUCUCGACAACAAGCGCUUACCAGUGAAGAAGGCUGCCGCCCAGUUUUUGAACAGUGCGUGGGGAACCCAGAAAAAACAGAAUGCCAAGAGAUAUAAAAGACGAUGGAUGAUCAGAAAGAUGAAAACUCCUAAGAAGUAAAUUGAAGCCAAAUGAAGAAUCUGCGCUUCGCAAGUUAACCCUGUCCUCCCACUGACCCUAAUCCAGUUCUCACAACCUUCUACAACUGACAACUUGGAGGCCCUGAUAACCCAGAAAAACAAGAGGCCGUCUCCCUGCAAGCCCACGUGCUUCUCUCCUGGACUGGAGGACAGCCAUGGUCUAGCCAAUGGAAGAUUUAGGAAAAUGCUGCCCUGAUUCCUAGCCUAGAAAUGAGCAGCAGGAAUACACCUUUCAAUAAGGGGGCGGAGGGGCUAAGUCUUUGGUAGAGUAAAACUUUGAAUUCAAACACGAGGACCACCAAAGUCUAUCAUUGUGAAUGAGAAGAGACAGACAUUCAUGGCUACUACAAACAUGUAAAAACAUGCACACAAAAACUACUUUCCAAACACCGGAAGAUGCACCUCAACCUACUGUUUCUAUUACAUUUAGAUCAUGUAAUCUGGAGUUGAGAUAAAGGAGAACAGUUUUUAUGUGUGAAAGUACUUCUGUAUUAAAAUACAUAAAACAUUUCCCUUGUGAGUUCAUCAAUAGAAAUGCCAGCACAGAAUACUCACAGAAUCCAACAGGCUGUGCUGUUUGGCUUUACUUACCUAAUAUUGCACUGUUAAGAGCUGAGCACACAGGUUCUCUCUGAAUUGGGUCAAGCUGGUUUCCAACUGGGCUGUUCCAGGGGUCGGAAUACGCUAGUAAACUGAAGGCAUCCUGGUGGAAAUGUAACAAUUUGUCUUUCAGUUCAAACAGUUCAGCUGCUGUGCUCACAGGGCUCCAAGUGGAGACGAGCAAGAUCCCGCAGCUCUAAGGUAGAGGCCAGUGACGGGUGCUUUCUGUUCUGAACGGCAGGGUUACACAGCACAGCCUAACUGGUUUGCACUUUCCUUGUUAGCAGCCUUUCCCCUAACCAGCCUCCCCCCUUCAAACACUGAUAGAAAGACGGUGUACUGGUGAAGGCAGACGGGCAGUCCGGACAUUCAGACACUUCACCGUACAACUUCUUUCCACCCACAGAAUCUGACAUUAAAGGACAGGGUCUGGCUGUACCUUUUUAAAAAAUAGAUGGGGGAGCUGCACACAUGUCAUGAAUGUCAUCCUCUCAAGCUCAGUAUGUAAGAAAUAAAGCUGAACACUCAACACAGUA